UUUGAUUGAUGGGGAUUGGGCGGAAUAGGGGUUGCGCGCCAAACAAAAAUGCCCGCUGUGCAAAAGAGUGCGAUUUGGGUUCCUGAAUGCAAGCAUUUCGAAAUUUAAUUAUUUUUGAAUUUGUGCUCAUCUCGUUUUAUUUUUACACUCAGCUUCUUUCAAUUACACACACAAGCUUUAUUUUAUUUUCUUUAAUUGACGGCUUUUUCGAAAAUGGCAAACCCCAGCAAUGUGUUGGUCAUGGACCUGGGCACGGGUUUCGUGAAGGUGGGCCACUCAGGAACGAAUUUCCCAGCACACGUUUUUCCAUCUGUAGUCGGACGGCCAAUGUUGCGGGCCGAAGAGGCGACCACAGUGGCCGACGUGCCCUAUGAGAUUAAGGACAUUAACGUGGGCGACGAAGCAGCGGCCUUGCGAUCAAUGCUGGAAAUGUCGUACCCCUUGGAAAACGGCAUUAUCAAGAACUGGGAGGACAUGCAGCAUGUCUGGGACUACACGUUUUUCGAGAAGCUAAAGGUGGACCCGACCCAGAGCAAGAUUCUUCUGACAGAGGCGCCACUGAACCCAAAGUCUAACAGGGAGAAGAUGUGCGAAAUCAUGUUUGAGCGCUACGGCUUCCAGGGCGUCUACGUGGCAAUCCAAGCCGUGCUUACCCUGUACGCCCAGGGCCUGCUGACCGGUGUGGUUAUUGACUCGGGAGACGGUGUCACCCAUAUUAUUCCUGUUUACGAGGGCUACUCGAUGCCGCACUUGACCAGGAGGCUGGAUGUGGCCGGUCGCCAUGUGACCAGGUACUUGAUCAAGCUGCUGCAGCUGCGCGGAUACGCAUUCAACCGCACGGCGGACUUUGAAACCGUGCGCCAGAUUAAGGAGAAAGUGUGCUAUGUCAGCUAUGACCUGGACUUGGACAAGAAGCUGGCCACCGAGACGACGACGCUGGUUGAGAGCUACACACUGCCCGAUGGUCGCAUCAUCAAGGUUGGCUCGGAGCGCUUCCAGGCCCCUGAAUGCAUGUUCCAGCCCGAGCUGAUCGACGUCGAGUCGCCUGGAAUUGCUGAGCUGCUCAUCAACACCGUGCAGGACGCACCAAUUGAUAUGCGCGCCGAGCUCUACCGCCACGUUGUGCUUUCUGGCGGCUCAUCCAUGUACGCUGGUCUGCCCAGUCGCCUGGAGAAGGAGUCUAAGCAGCUGUACUUGCAGAACGUCCUGAAGGGCGAUCUCUCCAGACUCGACAAGUUCAAGCUGCACAUUGACGACCCGCCGAACCGCAAGCACAUGGUAUUCCUUGGCGGCGCCGUGCUGGCCGAUGUCAUGAAGCACAAUGAGUCUGCGUGGGUCACCAAGCAGGAGUGGGAGGAGCAGGGUGUGCGGGCUCUGUCCAAGCUCGCCUCCUUUGAGCUGCGCUAGGUCCAACCCAUCGCCAGUCUUUUUUAUUUUUAUUACUUAUAUUUCGAAAACAUUUUUUUCUACACAGCCUUAUAUU
Molecule: messenger RNA, 1483 nt
Organism: Kickxella alabastrina
Lineage: Eukaryota; Fungi; Kickxellomycota; Kickxellomycetes; Kickxellales; Kickxellaceae
Product: actin family
Exons: 1
Coding region: 214-1407 (397 amino acids)
Biological process (GO): Arp2/3 complex-mediated actin nucleation
Cellular component (GO): actin cortical patch; Arp2/3 protein complex
Molecular function (GO): actin filament binding
Source: RefSeq, a predicted model, not a curated record